Molecule: messenger RNA, 2181 nt
Organism: Puma concolor (puma)
Lineage: Eukaryota; Metazoa; Chordata; Mammalia; Carnivora; Felidae
Gene: TRMT1L
Product: tRNA methyltransferase 1L
Biological process (GO): tRNA N2-guanine methylation
Cellular component (GO): nucleus
Molecular function (GO): tRNA (guanine) methyltransferase activity; RNA binding
Source: RefSeq, a predicted model, not a curated record
AUGGAGAAUAUGGCGGAGGAGGAGCUGCUACCCCAGGAGAAGGAGGAGGUGGAGGUGGCCCAGGUCCAGGUCCCGACCCCAGCUCCGGCCCCGGAUUCGGCCCCGGCCCCGGACUCGGCUCCGACUCCGGCCUCGGCUCCAGCCCCAGCCCCUGCCCUGGCCCAGGCUCCGGCCCUGUCCCCGUCCCUAGCCUCUGCCCCUGACGAGGCUGAAAGCAAGAGACACAUCUCAAUUCAAAGGCAGCUUGCUGAUCUAGAGAAGUUAGCUUUCGUAACUGAAGGGGAUUUUGACCAUGCCAGUUCGUUGAACUCAGAUAAUCUUGAUGCAGGAAACAAACAGUCUUGUCCAUUGUGCCCUAAGGAAAAAUUCAGAGCUUGUAAUAGCCAUAAGCUUCGUCGUCACCUUCAAAAUUUACACUGGAAAGUCUCGGUUGAAUUUGAAGGUUACAGGAUGUGCAUCUGUCACUUACCUUGUCGACCAGUGAAACCAAACAUUAUUGGAGAACAGAUAUCCAGUAAAAUGGGCGCCCAUUAUCAUUGUAUCAUUUGUUCAGCAACAAUCACCAGAAGGACCGAUAUGCUGGGACAUGUUAGGCGACAUGUGAAUAAAGGAGAGACGAAAUCCAAGUAUAUUGCUGCUUCUGCUGCUAAACCACCUAAUGAAAUUUUGAAAGAGGCAGACACAGAUGUACAAGUUUGUCCUAACUAUUCUAUACCUCAAAAAACAGAUUCCUAUUUUAAUCCCAAAAUGAAACUAAAUCGACAGCUAAUAUUUUGUACAUUGGCUGCUUUGGCCAAGGAACGAAAACCUUUGGAAUGUCUAGAUGCCUUUGGAGCCACUGGGAUAAUGGGAUUACAAUGGGCAAAACAUCUCGGAAAUGCAGUUAAGGUUACAAUUAAUGACUUGAAUGAGAACUCUGUGACACUGAUUCAGGAAAAUUGCCAUUUAAACAAGUUGAAAGUGGUGGUAGACAGUAAGGAAAAGGAAGAGAGUGAUGAUAUUCUUGAAGAAGGAGAAGAAAAUCUUGGUAACAUUAAGGUGACCAAAAUGGAUGCCAAUGUCCUAAUGCAUUUGAGAUCCUUUGAUUUCAUACAUCUAGACCCUUUUGGAACAUCGGUGAACUAUCUAGAUUCUGCAUUCAGAAAUAUAAGAAACCUUGGCAUAGUGUCUGUGACUUCUACAGAUAUCAGUUCUUUAUAUGCCAAGGCACAACAUGUUGCCCGGCGUCACUAUGGCUGUAAUAUUGUCCGAACUGAGUAUUACAAGGAACUAGCAGCCAGAAUUGUUGUAGCUGCAGUGGCAAGAGCUGCAGCCCGAUGUAACAAAGGCAUUGAAGUACUGUUUGCAGUGGCUUUGGAACAUUUUGUGUUGGUUGUUGUGCGAGUUUUGAGGGGGCCUACUUCUGCAGAUGAAACAGCCAAGAAGAUUCAGUACCUGAUCCAUUGUCAGUGGUGUGAAGAGAGAAUUUUUCAGAAGGAUGGUAAUAUGGUGGAAGAAAACCCAUAUAGACAGCUGCCCUGUAACUGUCAUGGAAGCAUGCCUGGAAAGACAGCAAUAGAACUUGGACCUCUAUGGUCAAGUUCCCUUUUCAAUACUGGAUUCCUCAAAAGAAUGCUAUUUGAAUCUCUUCACCAUGGUUUAGAUGACAUUCAGACCCUAAUAAAGACAUUAAUCUUUGAAUCAGAGUGUACUCCUCAAAGUCAGUUUUCAGUUCCUACGCCUUCAAAUCUCAAGCAAGAAGAAUGUGGUGUGUUUAUUAAAACUACAGAUGAUACCACACCAGAUAACUACAUUGCACAAGGAAAAAGAAAAGGUAAUGAAACAGUCACAACUUUAGCCAAAAGGCAAAAGACUGAUGUCAGUACUGAACAUCCUCCCUUUUAUUACAACAUCCACAGACACAGCAUUAAAGGAAUGAAUAUGCCAAAGUUGAAAAAGUUUUUGUGCUAUCUUUCUCAAGCAGGCUUUCGAGUGAGCCGAACUCAUUUUGACCCAAUGGGUGUUCGUACAGAUGCACCUCUGAUGCAAUUUAAAUCGAUCCUUUUAAAGUACAGCACCCCUACAUACACGGGAGGACAGUCGGAGGGCCACGUCCAGCCAGCAUCCGAGGAUACAGUGGCUGACAGGGUUGAAAUGUCAAUGAACGACAAAGCAGAAGCCAGCAGUUGCAGAAGAUGGUAA